AUGUCACAUUUGAACGCAAUAGCAUUGAGAGUAACCCAAAUCAAGCACUUAUCACAGUUCCAUGCUCAGGUCAUCCACCAUUCACUUCAACACCAUAGCUAUUGGGUGUCACUCCUUAUCAGUCACUGCACGCGCCUCCGUGCACCGCCGUUCUAUACCCGCCUCAUUUUCAACUCCGCCCAACAACCCAAUGUUUAUGCAUUCACCAACAUGCUCAAGUUCUACUCCCACGUCGGAGCCCAUGAUGAUGUCAUCGCCCUCUUUGAUUGUAUGCGGGUCUCUGGUGUUAUACCCGACGCCUUUGUCUUUCCUGUCUUGAUUAAAUCGUGGGGUAAGGCUGCGAUUGUCUUUCAUGGUCAUGUUUUGAAGAUGGGACAUCAAGGUGAUCGUUAUGUACGUAAUGCUGUCAUGGAUGUGUAUGCGAAGCAUGGGCCUAUUUGUUUUGCACGUAAGCUGUUUGAUGAAAUGUCUGAAAGGAUGGUUGCAGAUUGGAAUUCUAUGAUUUCUGGUUAUUGGAGAUGGGGGAAUAAGGUUGAAGCUGAUAAGUUGUUUACUUUGAUGCCUGAGAGAAAUGUGGUCACUUGGACUGCAAUGGUUUCUGGAUAUUCAAAGACUCGAGAUUUGGUUACUGCAAAGAGGUAUUUUGAUCAAAUGCCAGAGAAAAAUGUUGUUUCUUGGAAUGCAAUGUUAUCUGGAUAUGCCCAGAAUGGGUUUGCAGAAGAGGCUAUAGAGCUGUUCAAUGAGAUGGUUAAUAGGAGAGUUCAACCUGAUGAAACAACAUGGGUUGCUGUCAUUUCCUCAUGCUCAGACCGUGCUGAUCCAAAUCUUGCAAAUUCACUUGUGAAGAUGCUCAAUCAGAAGAAUGUUAGAUUAAACUCCUUUGUUAAGAUUGCGUUACUUGACAUGCAUGCAAAGUGUGGGAAUCUUGCAGCUGCGAAGAAGGUUUUCGAAGAGUUGGGUGCAUUCAGAAAUGCUGUCGCAUGGAAUGCAAUGAUUUCUGCAUACACACGGGUUGGUGAUUUGAGUUCUGCCAGAGAACUCUUUGAUAGGAUGCCCAGAAAGAAUGUAGUCUCAUGGAAUUCAAUGAUUGCUGGUUAUGCACAGAAUGGGCAAUCGACAAUGGCAAUUGAGGCCUUCAAAGAGAUGAUCAGGUCCAAAGACAUGAAACCAGAUGAAGUUACUAUGAUCAGUGUGAUAUCUGCAUGUGGCCAUCUAGGGGUUUUGGAGUUAGGAAACUGGGCUUUAAACUUUGUAAAUGAAAAUCAAAUCAGUUUGAGCAUUUCAGGUUACAAUUCAGUCAUUUUUAUGUACUCCAAGUGUGGAAGCAUGAAAGAUGCUAAAAGGGUUUUUGAGGAAAUGGAGACAAGAGAUGUUAUUUCCUUCAACACUUUGAUCACAGGUUUUGCAGCUCAUGGUGACGGCUUUUCAGCCAUUGAUUUAAUGCGGAAGAUGAAAGGAGAUGGUUUUCAACCUGAUCGAAUAACAUAUAUUGGUGUUCUAACAGCCUGCAGUCAUGCAGGAAUGUUAGAAGAAGGUCAAAGAGUCUUUGAAUCUAUCAGUAACCCAGAUGUGGAUCACUAUGCAUGCAUGAUUGACUUGUUAGGUCGAGUAGGUAAGUUGGAUGAAGCAAAAAGAUUAAUCAAAAAAAUGCCAAUGGUUCCCCAUGCUGGAGUCUAUGGUUCGCUCUUAAAUGCUAGUCGAAUUCGAAAAAGGAUUGAUCUCGGGGAGUUUGCUGCAAGGGAACUUUUCAAAAUUGAACCAGAAAAUUCAGGUAACUAUGUUUUGCUUUCAAAUAUGUAUGCUUCAAUGGGGAGGUGGGGUGAUGUUGAGAGGAUCAGAGGAGAAAUGAGAUUAGGAGGUGUAAAGAAAACCACCGGAUGGAGUUGGGUGGAAUUUGGUGGGAAAUUACAUAAGUUUAUAGUAGGUGAUAAAUCACAUGAAAGAUCAAACGAUAUAUACAAAUUAUUGAAGGAACUAAGAGAGAAAAUGAGGAAAGCUGGAUACACAGCUGAUAAGGAUAGUGUGCUAAGAGACGUUGAAGAAGAAGAGAAGGAAGAGAUGGUGGGAACUCAUAGUGAGAAACUAGCAGUUUGUUUUGGUCUUCUUGUUAGUGAAGCUGGGACCAGUAUUCGAAUAAUGAAGAACUUAAGGGUAUGCUGGGAUUGCCACGAGGCUAUGAAGAUGAUCUCAAAGUUGGAGGGCAGAGAAAUCAUCGUGAGGGAUAACAACAGAUUCCAUUGUUUUAAUAAUGGUUCUUGUUCGUGCAUGGAUCACUGGUAAUCUUAUUGUCAAACCAAUAGAAAGAUCCAAUAACAUAUAAAUGGUGCCAACAGAUUUGGGCUUCUUUAAAGAAAAAAUGGAGUUAAUACAUCAACUUUGACUUCUAUACCAGUGAUCUCGAUCAUGAAGAUUAUGAUGUUCAAUUGUGACCAUUGAUGCGGUGGUGGCUGAUCAUGAGCAAAGAAAGCUGAUGCAUUGAAUCAUACAAGGGACCUAGUGGGGAUAGGGAUACAAACUAGGAUUACGAAAGUGAAUGUCCAUCACGCCAAUGCUAUCAUGCAGUUGAUACAUUCCUAGCUGUGAAGCUGAAGAUGGCAAUCUACGCUCAAAGGUAAGCAGCCAGCACCAUGUUACCAUGUAGGAUCUAUUGACAUUUUCAUAGACUUCUUAGACUCGAGUUCAAUUUACCAAAGGAUUUUGCAAUUGACAAGUUGCCCUAGACAAUUUUCUCUCUACAAUGGCAUAUAGAUGCAUGCAUACAUAUAGAGAGAGGGACGUUAAGGAGAGAAUUCAGAAAAGGAGACUCAACCGUUGGAUCUAAAAAUAGAUGGCACACAUAUAAAUGUAUCCGCCCCUGUAAUCGUGGAUUUAAUUUUAAGACAAUGUAACCUCUCCUA
Cynara cardunculus var. scolymus (artichoke) is the source of this 2897-nucleotide messenger RNA. RefSeq names its product pentatricopeptide repeat-containing protein At1g14470. Gene Ontology annotation, biological process: RNA modification. NCBI's taxonomy places the organism in Eukaryota, Viridiplantae, Streptophyta, Magnoliopsida, Asterales, Asteraceae. The record is from RefSeq and is a predicted model, not a curated record. The transcript has a single exon. Gene Ontology annotation, molecular function: RNA binding; zinc ion binding; protein binding. Bases 1 to 2280 code for a protein of 759 amino acids.